This is a messenger RNA of Oncorhynchus tshawytscha (Chinook salmon), 871 nucleotides long. RefSeq names its product ubiquitin carboxyl-terminal hydrolase 37-like. Gene Ontology annotation, molecular function: cysteine-type endopeptidase activity; cysteine-type deubiquitinase activity. The record is from RefSeq and is a predicted model, not a curated record. Gene Ontology annotation, cellular component: cytosol; nucleus. Gene Ontology annotation, biological process: protein deubiquitination; G1/S transition of mitotic cell cycle. The transcript is spliced from 6 exons. The coding region runs from base 46 to 645 and encodes 199 amino acids. Lineage: Eukaryota; Metazoa; Chordata; Actinopteri; Salmoniformes; Salmonidae.
GAAGAGACCCAGGGGGCCAGAGGAGAACAGGUGGCACUGGUCAACAUGGAACUUCUUGGGUUGCCUAACAUUGGCAACACUUGCUUCCUUAACGCCACCCUGCAGUGCCUCCUGGUCCUGCCGUCCUUCUCAAAGGAAAUCCUGCACCAGGAACAACUCUGGAGCUCCUCCCCCUUCUCCAACCUGCUCAGGUGUCUGUUUGAUGUGCACCGUUCGGGUCUACCUGACAGUGUGGCAAACCAGGCCUCAAAAGCAGACCUCUUGUGGAAGGUCAAGUACUCCUUGUCGGGAUACGAUUUGAAGUAUCUGGGGGACACACAACAGGAUGCACAUGAGUUACUUGUCAAUAUGCUGUGCCAGCUGAAGGAGGAGGGCAUGAUUCUGAAGACACUCGGGAUGAACUAUACCUGCCCUGUUUCCCAGCUGGAGUUCCAACUUGUGUCGGUGCGCACAUGUACCAGCUGUGGGCGCGAGUCGUCUACCAGAGAGGACUACAACCACCUCUCAUUGGACUUCAGCCCUGAGCGCACCUUGCUGAGCAGCCUAGCACUCACUUUCAAAAGUGAAAAGGUUGAAUUCACAUGUGAGGGCUGUAAAGGCCUCCACGCCUCAAAGGUGGAGCAGUUCCACACACUGCCUCUGUGAGUUGUCCCUUUAUAACCUCUCAUAGUACUAGCAGUGUUUAAUGUCCUGAGUCUUUAGGAGUAGUUACCUUCCUGAGCAGGUUGUAGGACUUAGAGGUGAGCACCACCAAACAAAUUUCACUCAUCUGUUACUUUGUUGACUGGUUUCAUUGUCUGUCUGUUCAUCUCUCUUCCUCUCUGUUUCUGGGCAGUGUGCUGGUUCUGCAUCUGAAGAGGUUUGGAGGACC